GCCCUUAAAAACUUACCAAACAAAGCCAAAAGGGAUAAGCAUGGCUUAAAACAGUUUCCAUUGUGAAUAAACACUUGGAGACAGUCCAUGGAGGACACCACGGAGGAGCGUGGAGAGGCGCGUGAAGCUGUAAAGGCGUUUGUUUGUUGACUGCCCAGUCGUAUCGUAGCUGUUGUUGGCAAGAACAGAGGAACUGUGUUAGGAGCAUGAAAGAGCAGGGAAUAUUAGAUGAUAACUUUGAUCAUGUGCUUGAUUUACGAAGUACAGACAAUCCUCGCUUUGUUGUGGAAGUGAUAUCCAUGUUCCUGAACGAUGCUGAAAACUGUGUAGCAGAGUUGAACCGAUGCCUGAAUCAGCCUGUUCUUAACUAUGCUCGAGUUAUCAACUAUGCUCAUCAGCUUAAAGGCUGUAGCUCUAGCAUUGGUGCCCGCCGGGUGAACCUUGCGUGUCGUGAGCUCCAAAAUGCUAGCGAUGCUAUGGAUCAAGACGGGUGCUUUGAGGCUUUCAACAAGCUGAACAUUGCAUUCCAGGUUCUGAAGAACAACUUAAAUUCAAUUACCCAGAUAGAGAGAUACAUCAUGGCUAAUGAGAGCAGGAGACGCCGCCUCCUCCUCCGUCCAUAGGGUGGUGGUUUAGCUAUGCCAAUUCAGGUGCUCAGGCAGAAAAUCUGAGUUGGCUUUACAAAUAUAUGCUAUGAUAAUAUAAAUAAGAGUUCACUAGAACUCAAAGUUCUACCCGUUGUAAGACUGCUUUUGUUCUAUGUUUGUAUGUUUGAGUUUGAGACUUUUAAUAUUGUUCAGUGCUCUA
Molecule: messenger RNA, 807 nt
Organism: Manihot esculenta (cassava)
Lineage: Eukaryota; Viridiplantae; Streptophyta; Magnoliopsida; Malpighiales; Euphorbiaceae
Product: histidine-containing phosphotransfer protein 1
Exons: 7
Coding region: 207-623 (138 amino acids)
Biological process (GO): phosphorelay signal transduction system; phosphorylation; cytokinin-activated signaling pathway
Cellular component (GO): cytoplasm; nucleus
Molecular function (GO): histidine phosphotransfer kinase activity; protein histidine kinase binding
Source: RefSeq, a predicted model, not a curated record